Molecule: messenger RNA, 4140 nt
Organism: Gamsiella multidivaricata
Lineage: Eukaryota; Fungi; Mortierellomycota; Mortierellomycetes; Mortierellales; Mortierellaceae
Product: P-loop containing nucleoside triphosphate hydrolase protein
Exons: 7
Coding region: 1-4140 (1379 amino acids)
Biological process (GO): transmembrane transport
Cellular component (GO): membrane
Molecular function (GO): ATP binding; ABC-type transporter activity; ATP hydrolysis activity
Source: RefSeq, a predicted model, not a curated record
AUGCGUGCCAGCAAAUUGGAAUCCAACUACCAGAUCCGCUCCUCGAGCGUUAUCUUCUUUUUCGAGCUGUACUCAAUUUUUGCAGCAUCCAUUUGCCUGUACUCGCACUACACGCGACGUAAUCAGCAUGAUGAGAGCCCGAUCGAUAUACAGGUGCAUGCUUUCUACACCUACUUUGGCGCCAUCCUGGCCGCGUUCUUCUUCGAGGCCUUCCCGCGUGGUCGUUCGCACAUCCAACUGCUCAGCACAGCCAACCAGCACGAUAAGGCCAAUCUGUUUUCUCGAUGGACCUUUCAUUACCUGCAGACGAUUAUCUCGUUGGGGUACAUCAAAACGUUGACGAUCGCCGACAUCGAGGAUAUCAUGCCCGGGAAGGCUCAGACUACGCACGCGUACCAGUGGCUCGUCCUCAACUGGGAAAGAAAUGCCAGGCCUCCGAACCUGAUAUGGGUCAUUACAAAGACGUUCUUCUGGCGUUUCCUCACCGCGACCGCCAUCCACCUGAUCGCCUCUUCGCUGCAGUUCCUGUUACCGGUAAUCAUCCAACAGAUCCUGAUCUAUAUCGAGUCAGAGAAUACAGACGUGCCUCGGGCCAGGGGCAUAAUCCUGGCGCUGGAAAUGUUCUUUGUCAGCGUUGCGGUUUCUCUACUGAUGGGGCAGUACCGCAAGGUUACUUCCGAGCUGGGACUCGAAAUCAGGAAUGGAUUGGUCGGCAUGAUUUAUCGCAAGGCUCUGGUGCUGUCCCCCGAUAGCAGAGCCAAAGCAUCGACGGGAUCGAUCACCAACCAUAUGUCGACUGAUGCUGAAAAGUGGACCAAGGAUCUGAUCUGGGUCCCAUAUUGGUUCACUGUGCCUUUUGAAAUCGUAGUUGCCACUGCAAUGUUGUAUAACAUCCUGGGAUGGUCUGUCUUCUGCGGCCUCUCCAUGAUCGUUAUCGUCACGCCUAUCCAAGGCUAUGCAGGCCAGUUCUUCGACCGUGCCAGGGACGAGAAAUACGAGGCCAUGGAUAGUCGCGUGCGUCUUAUGGGCGAAUUGCUAUCCAACAUAAAGAACAUCAAACUGUAUGGGUACGAGCCAGCCUACAAGGAAAAAGUCAACUCCUAUCGCGCCAAGGAGAUCCAGCUACUACGCAAGUCCCGUCUGGUCGAAUCCUUUCUCUCGAUUAUCUUCACAUGCUUACCUCUGAUGAUGGCCUUUGUGUCCUUUGCGGUCUUUGCCGCCUUCGGCGGCCCUGGAUUCACUCCCGGAAAGAUUAAUGCCCAGGUGGUUUUUGUCAGUCUGAGUUUGUUCGCGCUGUUGAGCCGUCCAGUCGGAGCCAUGUCCUUAGUAACCGAGUAUUCGGUCAGCCUUCGAGUUGCCAGUAGGCGAAUUCAAAAGUUCCUACUCAAGGAGGAGAUCGAUGCUUCUGCUGUGGCACGCGACGCAGCCUUACCUAAGGACCCGAACGUGGCUGUGGAGCUGGAUGAAACUACUGCGCUGUUAUCCUCGGACGCCACCAGGAAUAACCAGCCAGCAUUAAUCGACAUCAACCUCUCGUUCGCUCGCGGAUCAUUGAACGCUAUUGUGGGCCGAGUCGGACGGGGCAAAUCGUCGCUGCUGAGCGCUAUCAUCGGAGAAAUGUACAAGCGUGAAGGAGUCGUCAAGGUCUAUGGGUCUGUGGCCUAUGUACCUCAACAGGCGUGGAUCAUCAACGCAACUGUCAGAGAUAACAUCGUCUUUGGGAAGGCCUUCGAUCAGGAGAAGUACGACCGCGUGCUGUUCGCUUCAGGAUUGCUCCCGGAUCUCGAGAUCCUUGCAGCCGGCGACCAGACGGAGAUUGGAGAGCGCGGGAUCAACCUGUCCGGAGGGCAGAAGCAACGGGUGUCGCUGGCGCGUGCUGCAUACCAGGACGCAGACGUAUAUCUGCUGGACGACCCCUUGAGUGCCGUCGAUGCACAUGUGGAUCAGCAUCUCUGGGAGAAUCUCAUUGGACCCGAUGGGUUGCUCAAGGACAAGACUCGGGUUUUGGUCACUCACGGCAUUCAUCAUUUGGAGCAUGCCGACCAUAUCGUAGUUUUGAAGGAUCGCAGGAUCGAGGAGGCAGGACAUUACGCGGACCUUAUGGCAACACAAAACACAUUUUAUCGCCUGAUCAAGGAGUUUUCUGUCAACAAUGGCUCCAAGAAGAAGCGCCAGCAUACCCAGCGUGUGUCUGAUGCCGCUGCUGAGGACGAGGCCAGUUCGAUUACACCGACGUCCGAGGAAAGCUUGGUGGAUCAAGAGAAAGCCAACGGCGAGCUCGUCGAAGAAGAAGGUGCCCAGACUGGCGUCGUGAAGUGGGACACCUUCAGAGUUUACUGCAAGGCUAUGUCGUACUACUACGUCGCCAUGACAGUUAUCUUCUUCAUUGUGUGGGAAGCGUUCCAACUGAGUACUCCCAUCUGGCUUGAGCACUGGACCCGAGUUGCUGACACGACGACCCAUUCCCUGUACUACUUCCUGAUCAUCUACGGAGUACUCGUGCUGGGUUACAUGACCGUCGAUGUCUACACGACCUACGUGUGCUUCGUUCGUGCCUGUGUGACAGCGUCAGAGGUCCUCCACGAGAACCUCCUUGCGCAUAUCCUUCGGCUCCCCAUGUCUUUCUUUGAUGUCACUCCGCAAGGACGCGUGCUGAACAGAUUCUCGUCCGACAUCGCGGCAAUUGACGAGGCAGUGGCAGGGAAUUAUAUUGGCCUGUUCACCUGUGUCAGCAACUUGGUUGGAGCACUAUUGAUCCUUGUGGUCGCAACACCAGUUUUUGUCCUCGCCCUGCCCGUCAUCGGAGUGAUUUACGUGCUUAUCCAGCGACGCUAUGUGAGAAUAUCCAGCAUGCUGAAGCGCCUGGAAUCCGUGUCCAAGUCACCACUGUACCAGCAUUUUGAUGAGACCCUGAACGGUGUCUCGUCGAUCCGCGCGAUGGCCCUCGCGGAUCGCUUUGUGGAGGAAAAUGCUGUCCGCUCUGAUUGUUCUGCCAAUGCGCAUUACGCCUCGGCCAUGACCAACUAUUGGCUCAACAUCCGACUCGAGGGAUUGACAUCAAUCACGAUCUUUAUCGUUACAUUGCUGGCAGUCCUAAAUAAGGACUCGCUCAGUCCUAGCAUGGCCGGACUACUCCUUAGCAACACCGUGACUUUAGCCGGCCAUGUAACCUGGACCCUCCGCUGCUACUGCGAUCUGGCCGGAGAACUUGUAUCGGUCGAGCGUGUCCACGAAUACUCUAACAAACCAACUGAAGCCCCCGAGAUCACUGGUGUAAGGUUACCCGAGAGCUGGCCUCAGCAUGGUCGUAUUGUCUUCAAGAACUACUCUGCUCGUUACCGUCAAGGACUCGAUCUCGUCAUCAAACGGGCGUCGUUCGAUAUCCAAGCCGCUGAGAAGGUCGGUGUUGUAGGCAGGACCGGUGCCGGUAAAUCCUCACUCAUGUUGGCAUUGUUCCGAAUCAUCGAGGCCGCGGACUCUUAUUGGGCUCGUGCUAGUGAGCAGGACCAGGCUGCGGUCGUGAAAGAAGUCGGGGAGGACGCGACACUGACGGGAUCGCCGAUGGAUGGCGGAUCGAUUGAGAUCGACGGUGUUGAUAUCUCGACCCUCGGACUCCGGGAUCUCCGUCAGCAUCUGUCGAUCAUCCCACAGGACCCCACAUUGUUCGCUGGAAGCGUGCGCGAGAACUUGGAUCCAUUCAACCAGGCCACCGAUCCUGAGCUGUGGGAGGCUCUGGAGCGUGCGCAUCUGAAGGGUCACAUCUCGUCACUCGCUGGGGGACUCUCAUUCGAGGUUGCCCAGAACGGCGACAACUUCUCGGUGGGCCAGCGGUCGCUGAUCUGCUUGGCGCGGGCGCUGCUGCGAAAGACCAAGAUCCUGGUGCUAGACGAGGCCACAGCAGCCGUCGACGUGGAGACGGACGAGCUGAUCCAGAAGACGAUCCGCAAGGAGUUCAAGGACAGGACAAUCAUCACGAUCGCGCACCGGAUCAAGACGAUCAUGGACUCGGACAAGAUUCUGGUGCUCGAGCGGGGUCGUGUGGAGGAGUUUGAUGCUCCAGCGACGCUGAUGCAGAAGCAAGGGCUGUUUUACAGCCUGGCCAAGCAAGCAGGAGAAGUCGCUGACGCGCAUGAACAAUGA